Molecule: messenger RNA, 690 nt
Organism: Lepidothrix coronata (blue-crowned manakin)
Lineage: Eukaryota; Metazoa; Chordata; Aves; Passeriformes; Pipridae
Gene: KCNE2
Product: potassium voltage-gated channel subfamily E regulatory subunit 2
Exons: 2
Coding region: 94-447 (117 amino acids)
Biological process (GO): regulation of heart rate by cardiac conduction; regulation of ventricular cardiac muscle cell membrane repolarization; ventricular cardiac muscle cell action potential
Cellular component (GO): membrane
Molecular function (GO): voltage-gated potassium channel activity involved in ventricular cardiac muscle cell action potential repolarization; delayed rectifier potassium channel activity; potassium channel regulator activity
Source: RefSeq, a predicted model, not a curated record
GGCUGCUCUCUUUUGGAGAUCAUCGCCUUAUUACCCAGUGGAAUUUGGAAAUCCCGACUGAAUCUCCUGGAAAAGGACACGGGGAAAGCGAGGAUGGCUGAGGUGAAGAACCUCACGUGGGCGGUGGAGGACAUUUUCAAGGACACCUUUCUCAGCUACAUGAACGGCUGGAGGAGGAACAUGACGGAGGCGGCGACCAAGCUGCAGGCCCAGGUGGCGGCCGAGAACUUCGACUACGUCAUCCUGUACCUGAUGGUGAUGAUCGGGAUGUUCUCCUUCAUCAUCGUGGCCAUCCUGGUGAGCACCGUGAAGUCCAAGAGGAGGGAGCACUCCAACGACCCCUAUCACCAGUACAUCGUGGAGGACUGGGGAGAGAAGUACAAGAACCAGGUGCUGAUCCAUGAAAAUCCGGGAGCGAGGGAUAAAACGAGCCCCGAAUCGCCCUGAGUUUCGGGAAAUGCCGGCGGUGAGGAAAUCAGGGAGUCACACACAGGGAACCCACUGGGAUUGUGAAAACCUGGGAAACUGUUUGUUAAAUUAACACACAGGUGGAGGUAUAAUGGAGGAAACCAACCUUACUGGUUCCCAUCAACCUGACUGGUUCCCAUCAACCUGACUGGUUCCCAUUCCACCUUACUGGUUCCCAUGAGGACCUUGGCAUAGCCCCUUGUGAAAUUCCCAGGAAAAAUG